Messenger RNA from Nerophis lumbriciformis (worm pipefish), 984 nucleotides. It is a transcript of the gene dnajc24, whose product is annotated as DnaJ (Hsp40) homolog, subfamily C, member 24. NCBI's taxonomy places the organism in Eukaryota, Metazoa, Chordata, Actinopteri, Syngnathiformes, Syngnathidae. Gene Ontology annotation, biological process: positive regulation of ATP-dependent activity. Gene Ontology annotation, molecular function: ferrous iron binding; ATPase activator activity. The record is from RefSeq and is a predicted model, not a curated record.
CGCAACGACACUGAGCGGUUACAGCCGGAACUGAAUAUAACCACUUUUGUCCCUCACCGGACUGGUAACCACAGCGAACACUUCGCUCUCCAGUGAGGGGUUAAUAUCUUCGAUGCUCCAUGGCUAACGGCAACUUGCUUUGCUCAGAUGUGUCUAAGGAGAAGGAUCAUUAUGCUGUUCUGGGAGCUUGUCCUUCAGAUUCAUUUCAGGAGCUCAGGCACAGAUAUAAGAAGCUGGCCUUGCAGUGCCACCCAGAUCGUCUUGGAGGUUCAGAAGCUAAGUCUGGUCUGAGGAUGUUUCUUGAAAUUGAUGCAGCCUGGAGAAUUCUGAGUGAUGACAGCACCAGGAGUCACUAUGACCAACGGAGAAGAGCUCAGGAACUGAAACAGGAUUGGCUUGUUGACUCUACAGUCUCGAUGGAUGACAUGAACUGGAACCAAGAGGAGGGUGUUUAUUCUUAUAGCUGUCGCUGUGGUGGACAGUUCAGCAUUACACAAGAGGAGAUCGAUGCAGAGAUGCUUCGGAGGCAAGGUGCUGCUAAAGAAGAGGACACAAUGGAGGGCCACCAUUGGGUUGUAUGCUGUGACACUUGCUCCCUCAGUGUGUAUAUGACAUUUCCAUCAAAUAGCACUCCAAUUUCCAAAUAUCCCCCGCGACCCGACCUCGGAUAAGCGGAAGAAGAUGGAUGGAUGGGUUAAUAAUUGAAGCUUGGAAUUGAAGUGUGUUUACAUACCCUUAUCAAUUGUGUUUAUUUUGAUAUAAGGGCUGGUUUUACUACAUAUGUUUUCUCCACUUUAAAAACAAAUAUUUGUUUAAAAAGGUUUUUUUUAUAAAAAUAAAGCAAGUUUGGGUUUUAUUUUGUCCAAAACUCAACAAAAGUAACUAAUUUUCCCCUAGCCUUAAUUCUUGCUUAGUGCUUGCUGUUUUUUUUAUUUUUAUUUUAAGGAAUACACAUUGUUCAAUGUUUUUUGUACUGCAAAUUGU